Molecule: messenger RNA, 360 nt
Organism: Ogataea parapolymorpha DL-1
Lineage: Eukaryota; Fungi; Ascomycota; Pichiomycetes; Pichiales; Pichiaceae
Product: Subunit F of the eight-subunit V1 peripheral membrane domain of vacuolar H+-ATPase (V-ATPase)
Exons: 1
Coding region: 1-360 (119 amino acids)
Biological process (GO): proton transmembrane transport
Cellular component (GO): fungal-type vacuole membrane; proton-transporting V-type ATPase, V1 domain
Molecular function (GO): proton-transporting ATPase activity, rotational mechanism
Source: RefSeq, a predicted model, not a curated record
AUGGAGGCAAAUAAAAACAGAACGUUGAUCGCAGUCAUGGGUGAUGAGGACACCAUCACAGGCAUGUUGCUCGCGGGGAUAGGGCAAGUGUCAAACGAACCGAACAAAGAAAAAAACUUCCUGGUUUGCACUGAUAACACAAAAGAAGAAGAACUCGAAUUAUACUUCAACCAAUUUGUUCAGAGAGAUGAUAUUGCGAUUCUUCUGAUUAAUCAGCAUAUUGCGGAGAGGAUCAGGUUACUCAUAGAUAUGUUUACAAAUCCUUUUCCAGCCAUACUUGAAAUACCUUCCAAGGAUCACCCAUAUGACCCCGAAAAAGACUCAGUCUUGAGAAGAGUGAGAAGAUUAUUUGGUGAAUAG